This is a messenger RNA of Anarrhichthys ocellatus (wolf-eel), 2473 nucleotides long. RefSeq names its product interleukin-1 receptor-associated kinase 3 (gene irak3). The transcript is spliced from 13 exons. Gene Ontology annotation, molecular function: protein kinase activity; ATP binding; protein binding. Gene Ontology annotation, biological process: signal transduction; protein phosphorylation. The record is from RefSeq and is a predicted model, not a curated record. Gene Ontology annotation, cellular component: plasma membrane. Bases 573 to 2354 code for a protein of 593 amino acids. NCBI's taxonomy places the organism in Eukaryota, Metazoa, Chordata, Actinopteri, Perciformes, Anarhichadidae.
GGUUAAACUGUGUAAUUAAUCCAUGGUUUACAUGCAUGCCGGAGCAGGAGGGGGGAUUCUUACACAUCACAGAUCAAUACGCUCCGUUCCACCACUAUCCUCCAGGAGAGAAAACACGAUGCUGUGCCCUCUAGGGCGCCAUUAAUGGAGAUAAUAUGACAUAGUGCUCUUUGGUUGGCUUUUCAAUAGGAAGACAUGAUGAGGUGCUCCACAUGAACGUUGUCUGCUGCUGGUACCCUUUUAUUUUAGUGCCCCUGCCCUCAAACAGCUCGAGUCCGCCACUGGCCGCAGCUCCGCGCGUCAUCCUCGCUGUAGAGGAUCUUUGACGCUACUUUAGGGGAUAUUUAUUUGUAAGUCGGGUCUCUUCUGUAAUGGAGUAGUCUCGUGUAGUUCUACCUGUUUCCACCGUACAAAAUCAUGGGGUAAAGUAUGAGUCCGUCUGUUGACUCACUGAACAAUGACUUCGUCAUUAGCACGCACGGGCGCGGGGGAUUUCCGUAUUUGAGACACUCGACUACUGACGUUACUACCGCUCCGCUGACGGCGCAGCGGAUCGACAGGCUCCCGUUCAGAUGGACCCGUCCACGUUCCUUUACGAUGUCCCCCCGGUGGUCGCCGAGAGACUGUGUAAAAUUCUGGACAGUGGAGAUGACAGGCUCGGCUGGCGCGCACUGGCUGUCCGAGUCGUACCCAGCAUGUUAGAGGUUCGCAUGUUGGAGCGCGUGGAGGCAGCCGGCCGGAGUCCCACUUGGGAGCUGCUGUGGUCCUGGGCUCAGGAGAAUCCAAGGGUGCAGGACCUGCUGAAGGUGCUGCAGGACAUGGGCCACCACAGGGCCCUGCAGCUCAUCCAGGGUCCAGCUCAGUCAGAGUCGCCUGUGCCUCCCAGCAUUCAACACGCAGAGUCCGGAGGACAGAUGUCAGCAGAUGAAGAGAAGGGAUCCUUCCAACGAGAGGAGAGCUCUGCAAGUCAAGCAUUAUGCCCCGUGAGCUCCGCCGGAGACAGUCAGCCACCUGCAAUCACUUUCCAAGACGUCAUCGAUGGAACCAGGGGUUUUCAUCAUGACAUGAGAAUUGCAGAGGGACACUUCUCUGAUGUCUUCAGAGCGCAGAUGGGAAGUAAAAAGGUGGCGGUGAAGCUUUUUAAACAGACAAAUAUGGCGUCAUGGAAGAAGCUGUGGGACGCCUUCAGGAGAGAAAUGGAAAUUCAUCAUUUGUACCGACAUCCAAACAUCUUAGACCUGUUGUGCUGUUUCUCUGAUGAGGGCCGCUACUGUCUGGUCUAUCCUUACCUCCCCAACGGGUCGCUCUUCCACAGACUACACCAUCAGGACGGAGAGCCCCCUCUCUCCUGGCAGCAGCGCCUCGCCAUCAUUAAGGGAACUGCAAAGGCCUUGCAUCACCUCCACACAGCUCAGACCAGCCCGGUGAUCUGUGGCAACAUCUCCAGUGCUAACAUACUCCUGGACGACGCCCUGCAGCCCAAGCUGUCCAACAUUGGGUUGGCUCGUCUCCGUCCUCAUUCAGCCAAUCAGAACUGCACGGUCACUCUGGACACGCGGUCCCACAGCAACCUGGGAUACCUCUCUGAGGAGUACAUCCGAGACGGCAAGCUGUCCGUCAGCCUGGAUGUUUACAGCUUCGGAAUGGUUGUAAUGGAAACAGUAACAGGACGGAAGGUCACAGAGGACGUAGUGAAACAAACCUCCCUGAGAGACCUGCUUGUAACCGAGGUGGAGGACAGCGGCGGUGUGGACUCUUGUCUGCAGUUCUUGGAUGAGGCGGCCGGCCAGUGGCUGACGGCCGUGGCCCUCGACCUUCUGCGUCUGGCCUUGGACUGCGCCGCUAGCCGCCACCGCAGCAGACCAAGCAUGGAGAAUGUACUUCUUGCAUUGAGCAAGCUGCUUCCUCCACCUAGCUGCCCCCCCGCCGACCAACCCCACAGCCUGGACGACAGAGACCCUUAUGAUGCCGAGCCGAGCCCCCCACCCUCCAUUCCCGUAGAGCACGACGAGCAGCGCAGCCCCCCCGCUUCUCCAAUGCAGGCGGGGGCGCGUGAAUGCAGCCAGUCGGAGGUGACUUAUUUGAGUGACUUUGGGGGGGCGGUGGACCUGUACAGCAGCUGGCCCGUGCAGUGCAGCUGCCUUGCUGAGACCGGCAGUCUAACCUGCGAGGACUGCAGGGCCAACGGCUUCACCAGCGACAGCACAGACGGCCCUCAGACUGAAGCUCUUGUGGUGGACAAUCCAGCCAAGGAGAGACUGAGGAACAAACUGAGUCUUUACGACAGAGGGCUGAUUCACACGCAGGAGCUCUUCUCUGAGAUGAGCCUACAGUCCACAGCAGACCACGAUUAGACUGCUUCAUAAAGCUACGGUGAUCUAAAGUCAUAUUGAUUUCAUUCAGACCAAUAUUUAAUUAAAAAAAAGAAACAAAACUUUUAGAAAGAUGCUGAAUAAAAGAUCAUGACUGAGAA